Trematosphaeria pertusa is the source of this 558-nucleotide messenger RNA. RefSeq names its product ribosomal protein L35Ae. The transcript has 7 exons. Lineage: Eukaryota; Fungi; Ascomycota; Dothideomycetes; Pleosporales; Trematosphaeriaceae. The record is from RefSeq and is a predicted model, not a curated record. Bases 128 to 454 code for a protein of 108 amino acids. Gene Ontology annotation, molecular function: structural constituent of ribosome. Gene Ontology annotation, cellular component: ribosome; cytosolic large ribosomal subunit. Gene Ontology annotation, biological process: ribosomal large subunit biogenesis; cytoplasmic translation.
GCUUAAGAGGGAAUUCGCACAUCGCGAGCACACAACUUCGACUCCGUAGAGACAAACCUAUAGCAUCACCACGACUCCGGACUAAUACCCAUCCUGCGAGCAUUUCAGAAGCCAGAAAUUGCCCGUCAUGCCUGAGAAGUCCCACCGCCUCUACGUGAAGGGCAAGCACAUCUCGUACCAGCGUGGCAAGCGCAACACCACCCCAGGGACAUCCCUUCUCAAGUUGGAGGGCGUGGACAACACCGAGGCGGCAAACUGGUACUGCGGCAAGCGAGUCGCCUAUGUGUACCGCGCUCACCGAUCGGUCCGGGGCUCCAAGAUUCGCGUUAUCUGGGGCAAGAUCACUCGACCACACGGUAACAGCGGCGUGGUGAGGGCCAAGUUCCGAUCAAAUCUCCCACCGAAGAGCUUCGGUGCCUCCGUCCGCGUCAUGCUUUACCCUUCUUCGAUAUAAUUUCAUCACCUUGGCUUGGGGAAGGGGGGAGGGGAUGGUGGACGAGUGACGGUGCGUUUGGCGACGUGGCGCAACCGGCAGCGGGACGAGAGAUGACUGGAGGC